AUGCCGAGUGGGAGCGGAAAAGCACGGGCCGGGAACCUUCAACGUCCGCUGUCGGAUGGCUGUACGCGGGGGCGGGUCUCGCUCCCCCCGCGGAGGGGCCGCAUACGUCAGGUUGUGCUUGGUGUCCUGCAUCCUGUCGCGCACAACUUUGGUGGCGAGCAGCCGAAGCCGGGGCGUCUCGCCGGCCUCGCGGACGGGGACGAACUCGGCGUCGGCGUCGUACCCGAACCCCUUGAGGUCCUCGCCGCGGUGCCACUUUUCGAAGCCGAGGUCGCGGUACUCGACCCCCGUCUUGAGCCGGCGGAGAGGAGGCGGAAGCCGUAUCGGGGGGACUGCGCCUGCGAGGGGUCAGCGGAAAGCACGGGAGGACGUUUCCACUCGCCGCCGUUGCGCGGCAUGACGUCUUCCCCUAUCAUGCGGAACUCCCGGAUCCGAGGUUGCGAUCGCAGGAACCGCAGCCGGUCGAGAUCGCCUAGAUCUUCCCGCCAAAUCGAAGGACCUUCUUUCCAUUCUUCCGGCGGAGGGCCAUGGCGAAGGUUGUACAUGCCGGGAGAGGUCCCCAUUCCUGAGAAGAGCCCGAUACACACCAGACCUAGCUUCUUCGAACCGGAAGCCUGGAGGGAGUUGAAGACGUUCCGCACAACCGAAAUCAGUGAGAACGAUGUCUCCGAGCUCAGAGGUGACGAGGAAGUUCUCCGGCUUGAUGUCCCCGUUAUCCCAUCGCGAGAACCUGCGGCGAAGAUGAGUCUGGGUCCACGACAAAGGGGCGAACGCACGUUCCAUCUCGGCACAUAUGUGACGCUGCAGCUCCUUUUCGAGUUUUGUAGCCAUAAGCUGCCGAAGGUCUCCGAAGCACAUGUCCUGGGAAACGCGUCAGAGAUGCACAAAGACGGGGACGUCAAAGCACACCAUGACGAAGUACACGUUGUGCCGAUCCUCCCAGGCAGCAUGCACCUUCGCAAGGAAAGGGAUACUGUGCUUCGUCGCGUAGGCCAUGAUCUGCAGCUCCUUGCCAAGUUGAAGACGAUCGUGGUCGCGAAAGUAGUGCCACUUGUGCGUAACCUUCAUCGCGACCACCCGGUUGAAAUCCUGGCAGGCGGCGAAGACUCGAGCGCAGCCGCCCUCGGCAAGCGUUCCGAAGACGGCAUACCUGUGCGGGGGUUGAACCAGGAGGUCGUUGCAGUCGUUGCGGUUGCUGUUGUACGGCUGGCGACCACGUGCUUGAGCAUCCAGAGACGGGUCGCCGGGAAGCGUGCGCUCACGCGCGGCUGGGGUCAACGGAAGAGGUUUGGAAGCGAGACUGGGGGAUGGCAACCGAGGAGAUUGGGAAGUGAGGUGCAGAGGCGAAAGCGAUGGAAGAGGUGGCACUUGCUCAGUUGUCGGGAUACGCAACGUACAUGUUACCUGACUGCCGGCGCGAGAGCUAUCAGUCAAAACGCCCGGUUCGGCGACGUCGACGGAAACCGCAGCAUUCGAGGACGCAUCGAACCGAAGCCCAAACCUCUUCUCGUAGGAGAGGGAGCGGUAGGUUCCAUCAAAGGAGUCAAAGAGUGUAUCAGCACGUACAUGAGCACAUUGGGGGCAUCUGAAGAACCGGACAAAGGGGACCCCUUGCGCCAGGACGAAGAGACCUUCUUCCAAAACGGUAUUCCUAUCGCCAUCAGAGCCGAUGAGAGGAGAGCGGUGAAGCGAAGGUGCAGAACAGAGGACAAGUGGCUCAAAUAUAGAUCGCCCGGGAGUGACUCCACUGCUAUGUUACGCAACACAACGAAAAGCGUGAUGAACGUGACAAUACUGUGCGAUGUCCUACUUGAACAAACGAAGAGGUCAUAUCAUCGCAAAAUCAGCGCUCUACAACGCGUGCUCACCUUAUUGGUAUCAGUUUGCCGCAUGCAACACAAGUGCGGGUGGCGGGUUGAUGCAAAACGCCAGGGCCUGGGGACACAGGCGCGCCACCUCUGA
Epithele typhae is the source of this 1962-nucleotide messenger RNA. RefSeq lists its product as uncharacterized. Bases 1 to 1962 code for a protein of 653 amino acids. Lineage: Eukaryota; Fungi; Basidiomycota; Agaricomycetes; Polyporales; Epitheliaceae. The transcript is spliced from 8 exons. The record is from RefSeq and is a predicted model, not a curated record.